Molecule: messenger RNA, 262 nt
Organism: Ilex paraguariensis (yerba mate)
Lineage: Eukaryota; Viridiplantae; Streptophyta; Magnoliopsida; Aquifoliales; Aquifoliaceae
Source: the annotation of a GenBank genome assembly
GGGUUAUUAUAGUUUGUAUGGAGGGGCAACUACACAAUAUCCCAUGUAUGGAGCUGGCGCAGCAGCAGCCUACUACCCCUAUCUGAAUUUCAGGGAAGGGAGUGGCGGAGCAGGCAACUACAAUGCAGGUGCCGGACAGGGCUACACUGUCCAGUACCCACACCACCUCUAUCAGUAUUCCGCCAUUAAUGGAACCGGGGGUUAUCAACAGCACUAUGGUACCCAUCUGCCUCCCACACCUCUGUUGCAAUCAGGUUUGUAG